CUCACUCGUAAAUCUCUGAAGUCUGCAUCGGUUUCCGAGCCAGAAGUUGGGUCACAAAAGACUCGGAACUAGUAGCUCAACGACAAACAAAGGUUGGUUGAGUUAGGAACGGAGACCAUGGACUUGGAAUCAAUGGCGUCGGCAAUCGGCGUCUCGGUGCCGGUGCUCCGAUUUCUCCUUUGUUUCGUGGCAACAAUACCCGUCAGCUUCCUCUGGCGUCUCGUCCCCUGCGGACCACCUGUCAAGCACCUCUACGCCUCAUUGUCCGGUGUUAUUCUCUCCUAUCUCUCAUUUGGGUUCUCCUCUAAUCUACAUUUUUUGGUCCCCAUGCUCUUGGGUUACGCUUCAAUGGUGUUGUGUCGUCGGUAUUGUGGGAUCAUCACCUUCUUCUUGGGAUUUGGGUACCUCAUAGGAUGCCAUGUAUACUACAUGAGUGGGGAUGCAUGGAAAGAAGGAGGUAUUGACGCCACUGGAGCGUUGAUGGUGAUAUCAUUGAAAGUCAUUUCAUGUGUGCUAAAUUACAAUGAUGGAAUAUUGAAAGAGGAGAAUCUGCGUGAGACACAAAAGAAAAAUCGGUUGCUUAAGUUGCCAUCAUUGACUGAGUACUUUGGCUACUGCCUCUGUUGUGGAAGUCACUUUGCUGGUCCAGUUUAUGAAAUGAAGGAUUAUCUUGACUGGACUGAAGAGAAAGGGAUUUGGAAGCCUUCUGAGAAGGGACCAUCACCAUCACCAUCACCUUAUGGGGCAACAAUUAGAGCUCUUCUCCAAGCUGCUAUUUGUAUGGGUUUGUAUUUGUACCUGGUGCCCCAUUUCCCGCUGUCUCGGUUUACUGAUCCCCUAUAUCAAGAAUGGGGGUUCUGGAAACGGUUGUGGUACCAGUACAUGUCUGGCUUUAGUGCACGUUGGAAAUAUUACUUCAUCUGGUCAAUCUCAGAGGCUUCUAUCAUUAUUUCCGGCCUGGGUUUUAGUGGUUGGACAGAUUCUUCUCCACCCAAAGCACGAUGGGAGCGUGCAAAAAAUGUUGACGUUUUGGGUGUUGAGUUGGCAAAGAGUUCAGUUGAAUUACCGCUUAUGUGGAACAUACAAGUCAGCACUUGGCUACGCCACUAUGUUUAUGAGAGGCUCAUUCAGAAGGGAAAGAAACCUGGUUUCUUUCAGUUGCUGGCUACACAGACUGUCAGUGCAGUCUGGCAUGGAUUAUAUCCUGGGUACAUCAUAUUCUUUGUACAGUCUGCUUUGAUGAUUGCUGGUUCAAGAGUCAUUUACAGGUGGCAGCAAGGUACUACUAUGCCUUUGAUCAAGAAGUCACUGGUGUUUAUGAACUUUGCUUACACGCUUCUGGUUCUGAACUAUUCCUGUGUUGGUUUCCUGGUAUUAAGCCUGCAUGAAACACUUGCUGCGUACGGGAGUGUAUAUUACAUUGGAACCAUUGUUCCCAUAGCACUUUUUUUCCUUGGUAACAUAAUUAAACCGGCGAAACCAGCCAGAUCUAAAGUUCGAAAAGACCAGUGAGGUACAAACCACCUUUUCAGAUUCCUUUUGGUAUGUAUGGAAUUGGGAUUGCCAUUGCCACAUCGAUCCUGCUUAUACUUGGAAACCGAGGAAGAGUGCUGCUUUCUGCUGCAUUGCCUUGCUUCGUGAUAACUUGUAACAUUUGUUUUGGUCUUUGAAAUUAUUUAGGCUGCCCACCUUUUAAUCAUUGGCAUUGUUUCAAUUCAGUCAACUUGGUUACCAGUUUGGCAAUCUUGUAGUGGAACUGUAUGAUUACUGAGAGAUGUCUUUUUGGUUUUUGGUUAGACAAUACAUAGUUGCUCCCCCCUCUCUUUUUUCUUUUUCCUCCUUCCCCUUCAAAAAAUAAAUACCCCGUAAGAUGGUGAUUCUUUGUAGGAGUGAAGUGCAGGUCCAAGAGUAGGCUCCCCCUUCCUGUUGUUGUUGGAGAGAGAAGUUAGAACAUCUGCUAUUUUGGUCUUCGGCUGUGGUGCUAGUGUAAUGGGUGAGAUGAGAAGUAAGAUUCACUUGGGUGUGCCUUCCCUCCCAAAUUAAACUGACGUUAGUAGUUUUUUGCAAUCAAAAUUCAGAAAAUUUUCG
Ilex paraguariensis (yerba mate) is the source of this 2088-nucleotide messenger RNA. Lineage: Eukaryota; Viridiplantae; Streptophyta; Magnoliopsida; Aquifoliales; Aquifoliaceae. The record is from the annotation of a GenBank genome assembly.